CAGCUCCGAGUCAGAGAGCCACCCGGACCUUAGUUGGUCCAGACCGCGGAAGAGCAAGCGUACGUUGCAGCCAUGCUUGCACCGAUGGGCUCCCUGGCGGAGGUUCUCUGCACCGCGCUCCAUCCCCUUACUUUCCUGCUGAGUGCCGUCGCUGUUCUCAUCUUUGCUGAUUUCCUCAAAAGGCGGCGCCCAAAGAACUAUCCGCCUGGGCCCCUGUCUCUGCCCUUCGUAGGCAACUUCUUCCAUCUGGACUUUGAGAAGGGGCACCUUUCACUUCAGCGGUUUGUGAAGAAAUACGGGAACCUUUUUAGCCUGGAUUUCGGUGACUUGCCUUCAGUUGUUGUAACUGGAUUACCCUUAAUCAAAGAAGUUCUUGUCCAUCAUGACCAAAACUUUAUGAAUCGCCCCAUUGUCCCUAUUCGAGAACAUGUUUUUAAGAAAAACGGAUUAAUCAUGUCCAGUGGCCAGGUAUGGAAGGAGCAAAGAAGGUUCACCCUGACAACACUGAGGAACUUUGGUUUAGGAAAGAAGAGCUUAGAGGAACGCAUUCAGGAAGAGGCUCAAUACCUCAUCCAGGCAGUAAGAGAGGAGAAUGGACAGCCUUUUGACCCUCACUUCAAAAUCAACAAUGCAGUUUCCAAUAUCAUUUGCUCCAUCACAUUUGGGGAGCGCUUUGACUACCAGGAUGACCAGUUCCAAGAGUUGCUGAGGCUCCUGGAUGAGGUCACAUGUCAGGAGCCAUCAACGCAAUGCCAGUUCUACAAUGUGUUUCCACGGAUAAUGAAAUUCCUUCCUGGACCCCACCAAACCCUCUUCAGUAAUUGGGAGAAACUGAAAAUGUUUGUUGCUCGAAUGAUUGAAAAUCACAGGACAGACUGGAAUCCUGCUGAAGCAAGAGACUUCAUUGAUGCUUACCUCCAGGAAAUAGAAAAGCAUAAGGGUGAUGCUACUUCAAGUUUCCAUGAAGAAAACCUCAUCUUCACCACCCUGGACCUCUUCUUUGCUGGAACUGAGACCACGUCAACAACACUGCGCUGGGGUCUGCUCUUCAUGGCCAUGUACCCAGAAAUCCAAGAGAAAGUACAAGCUGAGAUUGAUAGGGUGCUUGGCCAAUCACAGCAGCCAAGCAUAGCAGCUCGUGAGUGCAUGCCCUACACCAACGCUGUCAUCCAUGAGGUCCAGAGAAUGGGCAACAUCAUCCCCAUGAACGUGCCCAGGGAGGCGGCAGAGGGUACCACCCUGGCUGGAUACCACCUGCCCAAGGGGACCAUGGUUCUGACCAAUCUGACUGCCCUGCACAGGGACCCAGCAGAGUGGACCACCCCAGACAGGUUCAAUCCAGAGCAUUUUCUGGAGAAUGGGCAGUUUAAGAAACGGGAAGCUUUUCUGCCUUUCUCAAUAGGAAAGCGGGCGUGCCUUGGAGAACAGCUGGCCAGGACUGAGCUGUUCGUUUUCUUUACUUCCCUUUUACAAAAAUUCUCCUUCAGGCCUCCAGACAAUGAGAAGCUGAGCCUCAAGUUCAGAAUGGGCCUGACCCUCUCCCCAGUCACCUACCGCAUCUGUGCUGUUCCCAGGGCAUGAGGUUGUGGGAGGGGGAGGGGAAGGAAAGCAGGAAGAAUGGGCACCUCCCCCAAGGCAGGGGCUCCUGCUCAGAAGUGAGGGGACAGCAUCAAGUGCCUCUGAGCACAGGUCCUAGGAACUGCACUCAGAGGAACCUGGGUCCAAACCCCAGCUUUGCCACCUCCAGUGUGGCCCUGGGCAAAUCAGUUAAGAUGUAUGUGAGUCAUUUGCCUUUUCAUCUGGGAGAUUUGAAGAGGAUCAUGAUUGCUUCUGUAAAGGAAGAACUGCUUUAAAAAUCAGAGGAAAUAAUGGACUUGAAGUGGUUUGGAAACCAUAAAGCUCAUUAUAAAGUCGUACCUGUGAUCUGCCUCCUUCUCUGCCUUCUUCCUUAGGUGGGGAUUUGCUUCUAGCCUGUUGAGAUGGUCUGGGUCAAAGUGGUACCAGUUGGUCAAUAAGAGUUAGAAGUGGGACCCUGGGUCGUCAGCCUCAGAGGUUGGCCACAAAGAAUGUCAAUCUUGGUAGCACUGUUUAGGCUUCUGCUUCUGCCUCAGAUAACCCCCCAGGAAGGUGGCUGGGCAGGUAGUGUCCUGAUUUAUAGGCAGGUUUCUAUGGAAAAGCAGUUUCUCUUGUUCUCCUAAAGACCCAGGACCUUGGCCUUGGACCCAGGACCAAGGACAAGGUGACCUGGAAAGCAUGUAUAGGGAACAAAUGUGGAAAUAUAUUCUAUCUU
Sus scrofa (pig) is the source of this 2290-nucleotide messenger RNA. RefSeq names its product cytochrome P450 2J2. Gene Ontology annotation, cellular component: cytoplasm; intracellular membrane-bounded organelle. Gene Ontology annotation, molecular function: heme binding; iron ion binding; oxidoreductase activity, acting on paired donors, with incorporation or reduction of molecular oxygen, reduced flavin or flavoprotein as one donor, and incorporation of one atom of oxygen. NCBI's taxonomy places the organism in Eukaryota, Metazoa, Chordata, Mammalia, Artiodactyla, Suidae. Gene Ontology annotation, biological process: xenobiotic metabolic process. The record is from RefSeq and is a predicted model, not a curated record.